Heterostelium album PN500 is the source of this 378-nucleotide messenger RNA. RefSeq lists its product as uncharacterized. Lineage: Eukaryota; Evosea; Eumycetozoa; Acytosteliales; Acytosteliaceae. The coding region runs from base 1 to 378 and encodes 125 amino acids. The record is from RefSeq and is a predicted model, not a curated record. The transcript has 2 exons.
AUGUUGAAAUAUACAAUCUUUACAAUUUUCGCUUACUUAACUAUUUCAGUCGGUCAAUAUAACUGGUUCCUAGAUCCUUCCCCAUGCUCAAAGCCAUUGUUAGUAAAUGUUACUUACUCAAAUGGAGUGUAUUCCUCUUUCAAAGCCUCCGAUGCUACAACGACAUAUUUGACAAAUGUCACUGUUAACUCGGACGCCACAUUCAAUGGAUUUGCUGCUCUUUACAAUGGUACUCCUAAACGUAUUAUCGGUUACACCACCAUCAAAGGUGUACUCAGAAACCCAUUCAACUUAAUCAUUAUCUACAAUCCAGCACCCUCAUUACAUUUCCCAGGAUCCACAGAUUACUAUAACCUAGUGUCUUGUUCAAAAUCUUGA